GGUGGCGCCGCGGGACGUGUGGCUUGUGUUACCAGCCGCUUGUGUUUUAUUGUAGAUAAGUGAUCCUAGUAGGAAGUGUGCUUCGUCUAGUGCUUAGUGAGCCUAGCAGUAUAUUAGUGCGUUAUAGUGUGAUGAGUGUUGCUGCUAGACUGUGCUAGUGGUGUACUGCACCACAAGAUGGUGACAUAGACCACACAUUCCACUCCUAAAACAACCCUUUAAAAACAUUCCCAAAUUUGCCAAAUGGUAACUUAAAUCAGGAAGUCAUAGUUCAAACCGGACGAGGUGUCUUAUAUAUUGUACAAAGCAACAUGGAGUCGUGUGCCAAGGACUCGACCCCCUCAACCGCCAGCCCACAACAUCCGUCGGUGGGUGGCGGGCCGCCGCCCCCGGGAGGGUUACAAUACACAGGCGGGUAUGGGUGGCGGAGCUCAGGUGAGCGGGGGCCUGGUCAGGGGCCCAGGAUGGCUGGGGGCGCCUUCCUCUCCAGGAACCGCAUAGCCGUCAGCCUAGUGAAGAACGUUGUUAAUAUGGGACCUCUCACCCGCCAGUCAGAACCCAAACCCAAGGAGAUCGACCAAGACGAAGCCUUCGUUGAGGAGUCUGGCAUUAAGUUGUUCGAGUCCCGUGCUAAACCCACUGAUCGUGACGACAGUGUCGACGACGAUGACGACGACGAUGACGGCGGCGGGGACGACGACGAUGGUGAAGAAGAUCCCCUGUACGAACUCGAUGUUUUGGACGACACCAUCGUGGAAGAAGGUGAAGAUGAAGAGGAAGAUGAUGGGAAGGUAGAAGUGAAGAACAAGGACGACACAAAGACUGUGAAGACGGAAGAGUGCGGUGAGAUAAGAGAACCUCAGAAAGAAGAGCAACAACAACAAGUUGAAGUAGUGCCUCCCAUAGUGCCCCAGGAGGGACUACCGAAGACAGAGGCCAGUAGCAGCAGCGUCAGCAGCAGCAGCGGCAGCAGCUCCACCAGCAGUGCUAAUAGCAGCUUUACCAAUAUGACCAGCUCCAACAACCUUUUCAACAAGACCAACUGUAGCGUCAACAACAUGGGCGUGAGCGCCAACAAUAACAUGGUGGGCGUAGGCGUGUGUGAGGGUGUUGGUCCAGUGAGCAAGAGAGACUCGUGCAGCAGCAGUAGCGGAAGCUCCAGAGACUCAGGCAUUAGUGAUGGCUGGGGAGAACCUCUCAUAAGAGGCCGCCCGCACCGCCUCUCCUUGCCGCCCUCCGCACGCCCACGUCACCAGUUCACCAUACGCAAGGUGGCCGAAGCUGAGGCCGCCCCAGCCCGCAGGAACAAUGAUUACAUUGACAGUCGUCUAGCUGAACGCCGGAGCCCUGACCCCACUGCCGCCUCCCGCACCGCCCACACACCCAUCUGGUUCAAGCGUCACACUACGGACAUAUCAACAGUUGGAACUUGCAGCAAAAGCCAGCAAGCAGGAGAUGUAUCUGUAGAAUCCUCUCAAGAUGUUAUAGUGUCCCGCACCCUGAGCUCUGCCACCACUGAGAGAGAUGACACCUUUUCUCAGUCCACCUCAGGUGUCAGGCCUCGCUCCGGCACCUGGAGUGUUGCAAAUUCACGUAGAGUCAAGAUUAAAGCUGAAAAGGAAGAAGAAGCUUCUCUCCGCCAACGUCGUAAAUCAGGAGAUGAUAUUCUAGCCGCUGCAUCUAGUGCCACAAGCAACGUUGCGAGUGGCCGUCGUAAGGAAGGCGGCCCACAAGGUUUCUUUGACUCCUUCAGGCCACGGUCAAAGUCAGAUGCCAGAGCUAUAUUGGCAGCGAGGCAAAGGCGCAAGUCUGGGGAUGAUAUUCUCAAUACAGCUCAGAAGGAGAAGGAAAAAAAGAAGGAAACGUCACAAGGAUUUUUCGACUACAUUGGUCGACGGCCGCGUUCCAAGUCGGAUGCAUCACGUGUUGGAAAGAAACCUAAUAUAAUAACAUCAAUGAAAAAUGCAGUACAGAACUGGAGUGAUGAGAAGGAGCGUAGAAGGAAGGAGCGUGAGGCUCAGCGUCGAGAGAGGCAGUUGAUGCUGGGUCGCUUCUCCGUGUCGUGUCAGCACACACUUGUGUCACCAAGUGGCAGUAAUCGCAGUGGCAGACGCAGUGGGGAUGUUACCCCUGUUGAUCAACAAACACGUGACGAUGUGUACCACACUUGGCAUGCAGGAGCACCACAUCCUGGCCUACAACCAAGAAACCGUGCACCUGACAGCAACAGAACAGGUCUUUCUAAAGUCAUGGAACUUUUUCGAAGUCAUCGUGGAGAAACUAAUGAAGAGCGGCAGCGAAGGAAGAGCGGAGGAAAAUUUGGUGACAAAGGUCAGUUACGACGGCUCUCCAGUGACACAGACAAGAGACGCCAUGGCAGUGGGACACUUCAGCCAACAUAUGUUCGUGGUGAAAUGGACCCAAAUCAAGCAGCCAUGCUUUUCCGUGACUCUCGAGGGCUACCGUAUGCUGACCCCUUCCUGGAAAACAUCAGCAGGAGUGACUUAGAGGAAGAUGAAACACAAAUAUUUGUCAAAUUCUUUGAGUUCCACCACACCUAUGACCUCAUUCCCAUCAGUGCCAAACUCGUGGUUUUUGACACCAGGCUGCAGGUUAAGAAGGCCUUCUUUGCACUGGUAUACAAUGGCGUUCGAGCUGCCCCACUCUGGGAUUCUGCACGUCAACAGUUUAUUGGUAUGCUUACAAUCACAGACUUCAUCCGUAUUCUGCAGAAUUUCUAUAAUUCACCCAAUCGUAAAAUGGAAGAGCUAGAGGACCAUCGUCUAGAAACAUGGCGUACGGUAUUGAAGGAUGAAUCACGACCAUUGAUCAGCAUCCGACCAGAUGAGUCUCUGUAUGUUGCAAUACGAUCUCUAAUCCAUCAUAAAAUUCACCGUCUCCCCGUCAUUGAUCCCGCCACUGGCAAUGUUCUGUAUAUUGUCACUCAUAAGCGUAUUCUCAAGUUCCUUUACCUAUAUAUCAAUGAGCUGCCUAAGCCGUCCAUCCUGCAGAAGCCAUUGAGGGAAUUGGAGAUAGGCACAUACAAAAAUAUAGAAACUGCAAGUCAGGAUACACUCAUCAUAGAAGCCCUAAAUAAAUUUGUUGAGCACAGAAUCUCUGCCUUGCCUAUUGUAGAUGCUGAAGGAAAACUUGUUGAUAUAUAUGCCAAGUUUGAUGUCAUAAAUCUUGCAGCAGAAGGAACAUACAAUAAUCUUGAUGUGACUCUCCUGAAAGCCAAUGAGUAUCGCAAUGAAUGGUUCGAGCAGGUCCACAGCUGCACACUGGAUGAGACGCUUGGAACCAUUAUGGAACGCAUUGUACGGGCAGAAGUACAUCGUCUGGUUGUAGUUGAUGAAAAAAAUCGGGUUGUUGGUGUUAUAUCUCUAUCUGAUAUUCUCAAGGAGCUUGUCCUGAAGCCCUGCAAUGAUGUUGAGCCUAACAGUUUGCGAUCAGCAAAUGUGAGUCAGAUGGAGGUAGUUUUAACUCAGGCAGUAGACUUGUCGGCAAAAUAUUCAACAGAGUGUUCUCAUUCAGAGAGCAACAAAGAUCCACCCACUGCUUCAACUCUGAAUGUCAAUGGCGUCCAUGUGACAGAGAGUGACGAAAGCAUUGGUGGAAAGUGGAGUAGUGACGACCGUCUAAGUCAAACCUGUAGUACCAGCAGUGGACAAGGAAAUGAGAGUUCUUCGAAGUCAUUCCCAGCAGACAGUGAAGAUGAGGCCCGUUUCUGUAUCGAGAGUUCUGAUGGUGGUGCACCUGUCCCACCACCAGAGGUUAUUCCUAUUACAGGUUAAAAAUACACAUUUAAGCAUAAAGAGUGGUAUGACUAUGAAUAAUAAAUGUAUUAUUUAACACUGAGAAAAGCAAGAAAAUGUCAAUUGGGUGAACAGUUUUACAGUUAAAAUAUUAAACAAAAGCUACAAUUAGGCCUCAGUGAUUACUCUCAUAAAUGAUACAUUUUCAUAUCAAAGUAAAUUGUGAUAGUUGCAGUUUGAAUAGCACAUCAGGUAAUAUAUGCCUUUUUUUCCAGUCAGGUUUGCAUUCAUGAUCUCUUCCACAUAGAAUGCAAUAAAAGACGAAAUUUCAGUUGUCAGGUUAAGCAGUAGCCAUUUCUAGCAGCAUAUUAUAUUUAAAUGAAAUGUGAUAAGCUGGCACUCUUUUAGGUAGCCAACCCGUUAGCCUAGCACCAGUUCUAUUUCAUAAUCUGCAACAGCAAAUGCUGCAGUGCUUUUGAGAAAAAAUGGCAACACUGCUAUAUUGCUUAAAAAUUAUACUUUACAACAGGACUAAGUGUGUAAAUAAGACAAUGUGUGGGUUAUAGUAUUUUAUUAUGAAGAGCUUUUAUCCACCAGGGACUAUAAAUUUAUGAAUUGAUUGUCCCUUGUGGACAAAGUCUUCAGAGUAAGUGUUGUGACCCCCCACAUUCUUAUUUACAUGCACCGUAUAUUCUACCAUUGUACUACCAGGACUAAGUGUAUCUGUACUGACUCUGGUUUAGUGCUUUUGAAGGUACUGUUGUCAGUUCUGCUAGUGCUUGCUCAGUGACUGGGGAAAAAAUUGUCUAGCGAGUGAUAAGUGAAUGUGUUGAUUAAAUUGGUUGAGUGUUUAUAUACUGAUGAAGAUUUUUUCAUUAUGCAAGCGCCCUUAACCUAUGCUAAAAUAUUAUCAUUCAUGGUCAUAAAAGAAGUGUUAGUGAUAAAUUUUAGUAUUGUCAAUUUCUUCAGAAGACUACACUUUCAAUAAUUUUAUUCUACUUUUUUUUAUUUGACAAAGAAUAAGGUGUAGGCAAAGAUUAUUUGCUAUAGCAGUGGCUGCUACAUUGGCAACAAUAAAUACAAACCAUACAGUCUUGGCUUGCUGACUAGGGCUUUGUCAUAGUUUCAAGUCAUGUUUGCCCUCAUUCCAAGAGGGGCUAUUCAAUAAGGCUGUUUCCAGAAAUGUAUCCAUGAUGAUGGGUGUAAAACAGAUUUUGCAGCAAGUGAAAUGGACACUAACACCAGGGGGGGGUGAAGGUGAGCAUUGUACCAGUGCUUUUGUUAGAAACUUGUGUAAGGUUGUCUUUUUUAUUUAUUUUUUCUCCUCCUGGAUGAUGCUUAUACACUGCUGUACAAAUGGAGCCCUGGUUCAGCCAAUUUUUUAGUGAUAUUUGAAAUGAAUGCUAUUUUUUAAGGUGAGGGAUUCAAAUAGUGCAAAACUUUAUAAUUAAGUCUGGGCCUUACCUUCAUUUUUACCACAAGGUCAGAAAGUUUUAAUGGACUAUUUCAUAAGAGGAUUUCAUGCUUGAUGCCUACAGGAGUACUUAAUAAUGAAACUGUCCAAAAAAAAAAAAAAAAAAAAAAAAGCUGUUUACCUCUUGCUCAAAAUACAUGUAUUAGGAUUUGGUAGCAAGGUUUAGAGAUUAAUUCACUGUCAAGAAUUUGAGUAACUUUCAUCCCCUAAUGUGAAGAGAUGCAUGACAGUGAGCAAAAGAUAAUGACAGUGCAGCAAGAAAAUAUAAAGGGCUGAAGAGUAUAAUAAUGGUUUUGCAUUGCAAAUGUUUAAUGUACUUCCCUUUCUUAAUACUUGAGGGAGUCAUGAGGUUCAUCCUGUAGUUCAUCACUGUGGUUAAGAGCUGUGUUCAUCCUCAUUGUUUAACACAAUUACUUCUUGUAUUUUGUGCCUCAUUGUAACUUUUUUAUGAAUUAUUCAUCCAUUGUUUAGCUUGUAAAUAAUGAUAUACCAGUUGGUGACUCCUUGUACAUAACAAUGUAUUCCUUGACCCAAGUAUAAUAAAAGAUUUAAUAAUUAUCA
This is a messenger RNA of Cherax quadricarinatus, 5790 nucleotides long. It is a transcript of the gene SNF4Agamma, whose product is annotated as SNF4/AMP-activated protein kinase gamma subunit. NCBI's taxonomy places the organism in Eukaryota, Metazoa, Arthropoda, Malacostraca, Decapoda, Parastacidae. The record is from RefSeq and is a predicted model, not a curated record. Gene Ontology annotation, biological process: regulation of catalytic activity; protein phosphorylation. Gene Ontology annotation, cellular component: nucleus; nucleotide-activated protein kinase complex; cytoplasm. Gene Ontology annotation, molecular function: protein kinase binding; AMP binding; protein kinase regulator activity.